Messenger RNA from Penicillium salamii, 1641 nucleotides. NCBI's taxonomy places the organism in Eukaryota, Fungi, Ascomycota, Eurotiomycetes, Eurotiales, Aspergillaceae. The record is from the annotation of a GenBank genome assembly.
AUGGCUGUAGAGUCUUCUCCUUCCGAGACUUCUCCUUUGCUGGCAUCCGGCAACAGUUCUCCGUCCAACGGUACCAUCUCCGAUCACCAUGUAGAAUCGGGGUGUUCAGAGGCGGAGGAUCGCAAAGCGCCGCCUCCGGGUACGCAGACAAAGCUCAAGUAUCUGAUUCCUGCGAUAUCAGUGGGCGUCUUCAUGUCGGCCGCUGACCAGACAAUUAUCAUGGCUAGCUAUGGCCAAAUUGGAAGUGAUUUGAAAGCUCUCAAUUUGACCAGUUGGAUUGCCACUUCCUACUUUCUGAGUUUGACCUCUUUCCAGCCUCUGUAUGGCAAGCUGAGUGAUAUUUUUGGCCGCAAGCCAUGUCUUCUCUUUGCAUAUGCAAUCUUCGGUACUGGGUGUCUAUUCUGUGGCCUUGCACGAAACAUCAAUGAACUUAUUGCAGCCCGUGUCCUCCAGGGCAUUGGUGGUGGUGGCAUGACUACUGUUGUCAGUAUCCUGAUGAGCGAUGUUGUCCCCCUUCGUGACCGAGGUCUGUGGCAGGGUGUCAUCAACAUCAUCUAUGCAACAGGUUCCGGUACCGGCGCACCGUUGGGCGGAAUUCUCGCGGACUACGUUGGAUGGCGUUGGGCCUUCCUAGCGCAGUUCCCUCUGUGUAUUAUUGCUAUCAUUGCAGUCUCAACCAUACUCAAACUUCCCGCCCGAGAGAGCACCCACUGGAAAACCAAGCUACAACGCAUCGAUUUCAUUGGUGCUGUCGUCCUUGUUGGCGCCGUUCUGUUCUUCUUGGUGGGUCUUGACCGUGGAAGUAAUGUUUCGUGGAAAAUGCCCUUGACUAUCGCCUCGCUGGGAGUUUCAGCUGUUCUGUUCGUUGUCUUCAUUCUAGUUGAGAUAUACGUUGCAGCUGAGCCCUUUGCCCCGGGCCACAUCAUCUUCAACCGAACUUUCUUUGCCUGUUACGGCUGUAAUUUCUUCAGCUUUGGGGGCUGGAUUGCCGCCCUAUUCUAUAUCCCCUUGUACUUCCAAGCAGUGGAUGGUGUCUCUGCUACUGUUGCGGGGAUACGUCUCCUGCCGAGCAUUCUUUCCGGUGUCAGCGGCUCUGUUCUGGCGGGCUUACUGAUGAAAUGGUAUGGAAAGUACUACUGGCUGACAGUCAUUGCAUAUACCUUCUUGACCACGGGUGUUUUCUGCAUUUAUCUCUUCUCAGGAGGCGCCAUCGCGAGCACAGUCCCAAUGAUUAUUGGCAUGGCCUGUGCGGCCUUUGGCAACGGUAUUGGUGUCACAACCACCUUGAUUGGUUUAAUAUCGAACUCUUCUUACGAAGAUCAAGCAGUUGUAACCGCCUGUUCAUAUCUUUUCCGCUCAUUGGGAUCUGUGAUUGGUCUCUCGCUGUCGUCAACCGUCGUUCAACAGCUUCUACGGGACCGAUUGAGAACCGGUCUGCGUGACAGUAAAAACAUCGAUCAGAUUGUUGAGGGUGUACGUCAGAGUCUCGACUUUAUUAAGACUCUCGACCCCACCACUGCCAAGAUCGUUCGAAACUCUUACGGCUGGUCAACUAACAAUGGAUUCGGCUUCAUGGUAGUUGUGGUGUUCUUUGCUUUGCUGAGCGGAUGUUUCAUCCGCGAAAGUAAACUGAACCGCUAA